AUGACUUUGUUGCACACUCGGUAUUCGGCCGAAGCAACAAGAGCGCGAAUCUCCAUGAGGCGGAAACGACUCAAGACCAAAGGGCAGAGAAGUAGGACGAGUUUCCAACACAGCUUCGGGCAGGUGACUAAGAGCCCAGCCUCUCUUGACUCGUCAACACUCGCAGCACAUGGCCACUCUGCUCAAUGGCCCCAGUUGGUAACUUUGACUGGGGAACAAAGAGGGCCGGAUGGCAGUGCUGCCUCGAUCUUAGCAACUAGCAGGGAGCUGCAUAUUGGCAUGCCCUCAAGAAAGAUGGCAUCAAAAAAAACUGAUGUGCAAUGA
Protopolystoma xenopodis is the source of this 324-nucleotide messenger RNA. Lineage: Eukaryota; Metazoa; Platyhelminthes; Monogenea; Polystomatidea; Polystomatidae. The record is from the annotation of a GenBank genome assembly.